AUGGCCGCCUCCACCAUGUCCGUCUGCUCCAGCACUUACACCGAGCCCUGGCAGGUGGAUGACUGCCCAGAGAGCUGUUGCGAGCCCUCCUGCUGUGCCCCCAGCUGCUGCCAGCCCAGCUGCUGUGCCCCGGCUCCCUGCCUGAGCCUCAUCUGCACCCCAUGCUGCCAGUCAGGCUGCACCAGCUCCUGCACGCCCUCAUGCUGCCAAGAGAGCUGUUGCGAGCCCCCCUGCUGUACCUCCAGCUGCUGUGAGCCCAGCUGCUGUGCCCCAGCUCCCUGCCUGAGCCUCAUCUGCACCCCAUGCUGCCAGUCAGGCUGCACCAGCUCCUGUACGCCCACGUGCUGUCAGCAGUCCAGCUGCCAGCCAGCUUGCUGCUCCUCCUCCUGCCAGCCAUCCUGCUGCGUGCCUGCCUGCUGCACACCUGUCUGCUGCAAGCCUGUGUGCUGCACACCCGUCUGUUGUAAGCCUGCCUGCUGCACACCUGUCUGCUGUAAGCCUGUUUGCUGCACACCAGCCUGCUGCACACCCGUCUGCUGCAAGCCUGUCUGCUGCACACCUGUCUGCUGCACACCUGUCUGCUGCACACCCGCCUGUUCUGGUGCUUCCUCCUCCUGCUGCCAGCAGUCUAGCUGCCAGCCGACUUGCUGCUCUUGCUCUCCCUGCCAGUCAUCCUGCUGCACACCCAUGUGCUGCAAGCCUGUCUGCUGCAUGCCCUCCUGCUCCUCUGUGUCCCUGCUCUGCCGCCCUGCCUGCCCCCGCCCGGCCUGCUGCAGCCUCUCCCUGGGCCAGAAGUCCUGUUGUUGA
This is a messenger RNA of Octodon degus (degu), 807 nucleotides long. Its product is annotated as keratin-associated protein 10-4-like. Gene Ontology annotation, cellular component: keratin filament. The coding region runs from base 1 to 807 and encodes 268 amino acids. Lineage: Eukaryota; Metazoa; Chordata; Mammalia; Rodentia; Octodontidae. The transcript has 2 exons. The record is from RefSeq and is a predicted model, not a curated record.